CCAAGAAAUCAACUCGGCGUUGCAAACCAAGUCUGUGUAUACCGGCGGGAUAUUGAAAACAAUUAGCGAAGGCUAGAAAGUUAUGUGUUUUUAUACGUUCUUCUAACAAAAUUCAGUGAAAUGAGCAGCCGUAAAAAUAGGCUGAGUCUAUCGAAGGAUCUCCACAAGGAUAAGGAUGCCAAAACACCGAUUUCACGACGCACUUCCGCACGGACAGCCAAGGGCAAACCGAGUCCGGACUUUCAAAGGAAUGACGAUAGUUAUGAAGUGUCUCCAUCGCAAGGAAGUGAAUAUUCGCCGUUAAUCUCGCUGACGCAGGACACUUCUUUUCACGCCAUAAACGGUGUGUCGUGGGAAUGGAACAGUCCGCAGCGACUUCGAGAACAGCAGCGAGUAAAGAUUGCCGCCACCGCUAGCAACAACCACCACCUACACCACCAAAACAAACUUCCACUCAGGCCAAAGUAUUCGGAUGUACCGGAUACGUUACCGAUGAGAAAACCAACCGGAUUUAACAAGUUCAUCUCAAAGCUAAAUCUGCUGAUGGAAAAAGAGAACGUAGUGGAGGAGAAGCUGAAUGAACCCAUAUCCGAUCCGGUUCCUGAAACCGAACCUCUUCCAGGUGAAUCAUGUUUUAUGGAGGAGUUUUUCGUUGAUAGCGAACCAAAGGGAAGCGUAAGAACCACUAAAAGUGAGGACAGUGAUGAUGAUAUCUUCCAAGAACACGUUAUUGAAUCUCCGGUUAAAACGGCCGUCUUCAAUACUACUGCUGCAGAGCUGGACGAUUCCAAGCUGGAUAACUUGCUGAUCGAAGCUAGCCAGACGAUAGAGGGAAACCUUCACAAACCAGCAGCUUCUCCACCGCACGCAUCAAUGCCAUCUCCACCUCAACCACAACCGGUUCCAAGUGUAAAAGAACCCGCAUCGAACGUCUCGCUUCCCAUCGAGAUGAACGAUUCGGAUAUGGAUGGGUUUCUGCUGCAGGCAUCUCUGAUGGUUGAAGAAAAGUUGAGUGAUAGUUCCCAGGAAUCUUCCUCAAAUAACAACGCUCAUCCAGCAACUGCGAGCCACCCGGCAAGCCACGCUCAAUUGCCCGCUCCGGUUGUGGAUAAACAGGACACAAAAUCUGCACCGUCUUCUUCCAGUGAAGGCACGAGGGAGAUAACGAUGUCACAGGACGAGCUGAAGGCACUGAUCGAAAAGAAGCGCCAGGAAGCGCUACGACGGUUACAAAACAAUCGCUUGAAACGGGGCAUGAAAGGCACCAACACUCAUGGAUGAACGUGAUCGAAAAGGAUUUUUUUUAAAUUUGUUAUAAACAAUUUACAAAGUAUUAUAAUAUCCAAUGCGUCCCGCACUCUAUAAAACGUGUACAUGGUCAUACAA
This is a messenger RNA of Anopheles stephensi (Asian malaria mosquito), 1386 nucleotides long. RefSeq lists its product as uncharacterized. Bases 121 to 1281 code for a protein of 386 amino acids. NCBI's taxonomy places the organism in Eukaryota, Metazoa, Arthropoda, Insecta, Diptera, Culicidae. The record is from RefSeq and is a predicted model, not a curated record. The transcript is spliced from 3 exons.